Molecule: messenger RNA, 354 nt
Organism: Lotus japonicus
Lineage: Eukaryota; Viridiplantae; Streptophyta; Magnoliopsida; Fabales; Fabaceae
Product: zinc finger BED domain-containing protein DAYSLEEPER-like
Exons: 3
Coding region: 1-354 (117 amino acids)
Molecular function (GO): protein dimerization activity
Source: RefSeq, a predicted model, not a curated record
AUGUAUUUAGAAGAAGCGGUUUUGCCUUUUGAAGAACCUUUUGAUAUAUUGGGUUGGUGGAAGCAAAAUGGCUUAAAAUACCCAAGUUUGCAAAUGGCAGCAAGAGAUUUCCUAGCAAUUCCUAUCUCCACUGUUGCUUCGGAGUCUACGUUUAGCACUAGUGGUAGAUUUCUCACUCCACAUCGCAGUAGAUUGCGGCCAGAUACUUUGGAAGCAAUGAUUUGUUACCAAAACUGGCUAUGGAGUAAUUUGAAAGGUUCUUCGCCAUCAAUGGAUAUGAGUAAAAUGAUGGAGUAUUCCACCACAAUAUUGGAAGAUAUGGAUGUUGACAUUGCGCUGUCUGGUAGCGGUUGA